This is a messenger RNA of Syzygium oleosum, 2311 nucleotides long. RefSeq lists its product as uncharacterized. The record is from RefSeq and is a predicted model, not a curated record. NCBI's taxonomy places the organism in Eukaryota, Viridiplantae, Streptophyta, Magnoliopsida, Myrtales, Myrtaceae. Bases 110 to 2068 code for a protein of 652 amino acids. The transcript is spliced from 3 exons.
GGUCGAAUUUAUCCAUCAUCUUCAUCCGUCCCCGCAAUCUCCCUCCAAAAAAGAAAAAGUCAAUCAAGAAAACUGAAGAACCUGAAAGCUUCACCGAAAAUUCGCCGGCAUGGAUGUUACCGGGAGCUCCUCUUCUUCUCCCGCCAAAAGAUCUCCCGGCGCGAAGCCCUCCGUAUCCGAUGAGAACGAUCACAGUCUUCAUUUUCGGCAACUGGGGUUCUGUAACAUGAAGAAGCCGUCGCCGAAGAAGAAUCUGCCUACUGUUGGAGCUUCAAAGGUUAUUCCUCCAAAGAACAAGGUCUUAGCAGAAAGAAACGGAUCCGACCACCCCAUCGGAAACAUCCCCGUUUCCUAUUCGGAGCCCGUCAAAGCGAGCCCCAGCACCAGCAGUUCCAAGAUAUCCCCGUCCUCGUCGGCCUGUAGGUUCGGCAAGGAAUGUUCGCUUCCUUAUGAACCGUACACGAAUUACCUAUCUCCGCGGCCCCAGUUCCUCCGGUACAAGCCAGAUAGGCAGCGAGAGAUGGGGCUUCGCCUGGAGAAAGAGGCGGGAAAAGGAAAGGAGGGAUCGAGCUCAGGCGAGAGUUGUAACGAGUCAGGAAACGUCAAUAGAGAGGGAGCUGGUUCGGUUAGCUCCUGUGAUGUUCUGAAGCUAGAUGGGGAAGAAGAUCCUGGGGAUAGCGAUGAUGAAGUUGAAGAGGAGGAGGAAGAAGAAGAGCAGAGAAGCUCAAUUUGCCAAGAGCUACUCAAGACCUUGCUUUUGCUUGUAGUGCUGGUAUUUCCAGCCUCAUCAUAUAUGUCUGACAUGAACUUGGCUCCAUCAAUGUCACGCGAAGUUGGGGUCAGUGAAGAUGGGUACUGGAGCAUCAAGAAUUUUACAUAUGAAGAAGCUGCUUUAUAUGGGAGAGCUCUUGGGCUUGGAUGUGGCUCAAACCUCAUGAAUCAGGCACGUGAACCCGAAAAUGAUGUCGGUUUUCUGUUGAAGAAUGCGGACAGUAUUGAUGAGCUUGAAGAGCAAGAGGAAGUGGUUGAAUUCGUGUUAGGAGCUACUAAAAAUACUAAUGACGACGGAAGUGAGCAGGGAUUGGCCGUGAUCGAUGUGGGGGAUGAAAUGGAGCUAAAUUUGGAGGAAAGUUAUCAUAUUGAUCAGGGAAUUGCUAAACCAGAUGAGGUUUGCGAUCAACUAACUAUUGGUUUUGAGUUGCACCAGAGCGAAGAUGCAGAGAACUUGGACUGUGAUAUUCCUAAUGCCUUGGAUAUGGAAGCCAAGCCGCCAUUGGAAUCAGAAAUUCGGACAUUGGUGCAAAGAGAAGUCGAGAAAGAAUGGGGAAAAGUUGAUGAGGAAAGUGGAGUAAAUUUCCCCAUCAAAAAGCCUGAAGCAGAAUUGAACAAUGAAGUGCUUAUGUUUCGCAUUGGAACUGAGUCAAGUUAUAAUGCUAUUAUUGGUUUAUUAACUGUGUCAUUGGCGAUUUCCGCAGCUUUCCUCUUUGGCCUGUUCUUGAAAGGCAAAAAGAAUCCGGCCAAUCCUGUUGUUUCUUCUCCUUUGAAGAAGCAACUGUGUCCUGAACCUGUGGCUGAAGAAAAGCAUGAGCCGCAAUUCCAGAUGAAAGAACAUAACUGCACCGAGCCACUUGUUCCAAAUUCAAUUACAGAUCCAUCUCCAGUUCGUGCACUUGAGGAAGCCAGCACACAGUCUAACCAAAGUCAAGCACCGAAGAUCGAGCUGCUCGGAGAAUUCGUGGUCGGAGAGCUAAGCAGCUCGUACAGGAGAAGAGAAAUGAAAAGCAAGAUGAUUGGCAAAGUUGAAGAGAGCACAAAUUCUGUGUCCACGGAUAAGUCAGGGAUCAAGGUCAAUGUGACACGGCCGGCUUUCUCGGAAUUGUCUUCGAUGAACUCCCCUUCGCAUGAAAGCUUCACUGCUGACAGGAACAUUAAGAAGCCACAGCAGGAGGAUGGAGCAGGAGAAUUGAGGACGGCUGUUGUGACGCCUGGCAGGCGAUCUAGCCGGAUUCAAAACACUCCAGUGAGGCGAUCUAGCCGGAUUCGGAAUCUAGGGAUUCAAUCUCCAUAAAGCACAUUGCUCUCGAAUCAGACUAGAACAGCAACCUCUGUUGCUUCAUUUUGCGAGACCCCAUCCCAAGAGAACUACUCGGGAGAUCAAAAGCUUGACAGCUUCAGCAUUCUUUGUUGUUCUUAGAACUUUCAUUUAGCUUUGUAUGGUUAGGCAAUUUUCAAGACAUUGUGUCCAGUAAUGUGUAUCCGCGCUGCUUGUUCUGCUCUGCAAAUUAACCAAGACUUCAAUGCCUUAGUCAAA